Molecule: messenger RNA, 3086 nt
Organism: Protopterus annectens (West African lungfish)
Lineage: Eukaryota; Metazoa; Chordata; Ceratodontiformes; Protopteridae
Gene: ELF1
Product: E74 like ETS transcription factor 1
Exons: 11
Coding region: 630-2609 (659 amino acids)
Biological process (GO): cell differentiation; regulation of transcription by RNA polymerase II
Cellular component (GO): nucleus
Molecular function (GO): sequence-specific DNA binding; DNA-binding transcription factor activity, RNA polymerase II-specific
Source: RefSeq, a predicted model, not a curated record
UUCCCCUAUCACCAGUAGCCAUUUUAACAGCCUGGAGACAACAGAAUAUUAUUUGCUUAUAGAAUACAUUAGGAUUAAAGAAUUAAGACAUACACAACAAAGAAUUAAGACAUACACAACAAGCGAAGGCAGGGCAUUCAAAUGAAAAGUGACCUUUGAACUAACAGUCUUCAGAGUGGUACAGAGAAGAAUCUGAAGCCACAGGCUCUGGAAAGGUCCCCCAAAGUAAGAAAAAGGUUUUAACAGCAAACUCUCUGGAUUCUCUCAGGCCAGACACAGUCAGAGAUAUUCCUCUUUUAACUGCACUUGUUGGAUCAGUACUACUUGCUGCUUUUAAAAGAUAGUGAUUUUAAUGACCACGUGUACUUGUUGAUUACUGGUCAACCUGAUGAGAUAAGCUAGAAACUGGUGGCCCAAGUGUCUUUUCAUCUUCUCACUGGAGUUUUAUCACUGGUGGUGUCAAUAACCAGACAUCUUGGAAGUUCACGGCUCUUCUUUUUUGUUUCAUAUGACUGAUUCCACAUCAGCUGAACACUGUCUCGGAAUUAAGUAACUGCACUGGGUGAAUGUACAGUUGACAAAAGGACUUGUCCUCUCAAGUGGCAUUGGGGCCCAAGGAAUGCUUUAGUAUGGCUGCAGCAGUUCAACAAAAUGAACUGGUUUUUGAAUUUGCAAGCAGCGUCAUGGAGGAUGAGCAACAGCUUGGUGACUCAUCUGUUUUUCCUGCUGUCAUUGUGGAACAUGUCCCCAAUGUAGACCUCUUGCAGAACUACUCGGGCCUCACCUGUGUUCAAGAACCACAUGGUAUGAUUACAGAGGGAUCAAUUGAUGUUGCUGAAGAGCAGAUCAUAGAAGAUGAUGAUGAUGAUUAUGAUGAGGAUGAGGAUGAGAUCACAAUUCCAGUUGAGGUGUCAUGUCACAAUGGAGAAGAAACCAUGGAAACUAUCGAAGCAGCAGAGGCAUUACUCAAUAUGGACUCUCCUGGCCCUAUUUUGGAUGAUAGAAGGAUAUCUCAUGUGUUUAUGCCAGCUGUGGGUGACAUGAUCUGUACUCCUGUUACACAUGUAUCUGUGACAGAAGAUGGAAUUCCUGAGGUGGAAGAAGUGCACCAGUUUCACGAUGCACUUCUAAGUGAGGAAAAGUAUGUGGCACUUGUAGAAGAUCAAACUUCAGAGCAGCCCAAGAAAAGAAAAGGGAGAAGAUCCAAACCACCUAGACCAGACUCGCCCUCUAGCACUCCUAAUUUUUCAUUUAAGAAGAAAAGCAAAGAUGGGAAGGGAAAUACAAUUUAUCUUUGGGAGUUCUUACUUGCUCUACUGCAGGAUGAGACAACAUGUCCAAGAUACAUCAAAUGGACUCAGAGAGAAAAAGGAAUCUUUAAACUGGUUGAUUCAAAAGCUGUAUCCAGGCUUUGGGGAAAGCAUAAGAAUAAGCCGGACAUGAAUUAUGAGACCAUGGGUAGGGCCUUAAGGUAUUAUUAUCAACGUGGUAUUCUUUCCAAAGUAGAAGGGCAGCGUUUGGUCUAUCAGUUUAAGGAAAUGCCAAACAAUCUUAUCGUCAUUGAUGAAAGGGAUCCAAGCUCCAGUGUAGAAUCCCAGGAGUGUAUAUCUGAAAAGAGGACCUCCAUGUCACCCACAUGUCUGCCCAGUGUUCCCAGUAGGUGUCAAACUGACCAGUCUGUUGGAACACUGCACAGUAUUGCCGGCAGUAGAGGAAUUUCAGUUGUGGAGCACUCAGUCAUCCGGACAAAACCUGCGGAGAACACAAGGGAAUCUAAGCUAGGACGUACUACUGAAAUGGCACAGCACACAACAGUAUUACUAGAAGAGGAAGCGAGAACUGAACAGGUGGUACCAACUCAUCUUUAUAGAAGUAUUCAUAUAAUGCAGCCAGCAACAGAAGAAACUUCAGAUGGACAGGCAGUAGUAACCAGCACAGUGCAGGGGUCAGCUGUGACAGCAUUAACCUCACCAGCUCAAGGUAUUGGGACAAUUCAGAACCCAGCACAAGUUCCAGUGGUGGUAUCGGCAGGCAGUCAGCAGGUUCGUACUUUGACCUUCCAGACAGUACCUUUCUCAGCUGUCAUCACAAACUCUGAUUCCAGUGCACCAACAACAGUACCAGCGAAAUUUAUUCUGCAAACCAUUCCAGUUUCUCAACCUGUGACAGUUCUAAAAGAAAAUAUUAUAUUGCACUCCCCCAAAACAGUCUCCCCAACAUCAUCCGUUGUUUUCAGUAGUUCCCAAACUCAUCAGGUCCUUGCUGGCAAUCUUCAGACUGUUGCUGGCAGUGUUGUUAGCAUGUCCCCAACAACAACCUUUGGCACUGCUACUCCUGUGGUAACCUUUGCAUCUAGUGGACAGAAGCUGUUGACCCAACCUCCUGCUACUGUGAUCACGUCUGUAAUUAAAACACCAGAAGUCAGACAGACAGUAUCACGUGCCUCUUUAAAACUGGAAAUACCAGAAGAUUAUGGUAGGGACAGCAGUGAACAUUAUGAACAGAAGUACCCACAACCAAGUGUGGUAGUACUAGGUAAUCCAGCUGCAUUCAUCUCUGACUCUGAGGUCAAAACAGAAGAAAAAAUAGUUUACUCUCAUUAUGAGUGAAUUCCUUAUUCAUCUUUUAUAAGUAUGUUCGGAGUCAUCAAACUUGAAGUUAUCUCCUAGUUUUGUAAAUAUUUUAUGGGUAAAUCGAUUUAAUGUAAAUAAAAAAAAUGAAAUGUACACUUUUGUAAUAGUAAGAUUGAGUUUGGUUAUAAAACUUUAAAGCCUUUUAUUUGUGAAUCACUUAUGGUGUCAUGAGGGAGACUAUGCUAAUCCUUAAGAAUUUGCUUUUUUUCAUAUGUAAGUUGUAGUAAUUCCCAUGAAUUUGUCAUCUUGGAGUAAGGAAGAAGGACCAAAACUCAAAACUCAGAGUGAAUAGAGCAUUUCCUUCACUUUAAUGUUAUUUUAAACUGACACCUGAUGACGUUUCUCCUUAUGAUAUAUUCUUUAUCCAGAAGUUUGACUGCCUCCAAGACCACUAUUUAUUUGUUACAGGUGUAUUUUUGUUUUUGACUUCUUUAUAAACUUUAAUUUCUUUCA